CAAGCAUCAACGUUGAGAAGUCGAUAGGCUCUUCCUGUCGCUUGUAAACACGUGUGCGGGAGGACCUUCUACUCAGCCCAGGAAUAUCGCAAAAACUUUCAAAAUGCCUAAAGUAAAAGCCGACAAAAAAUCUCGACAGCAUCAGGAGGUCAGAAGCCAAGGUAUUAUGUUCAAUACCGGCAUUGGCCAACACAUCUUGAAAAAUCCUCUGAUUGUCAACGGGAUUAUUGAAAAGGCUGCUAUUCGACCGACAGAUGUGGUGCUGGAAGUUGGGCCUGGAACUGGUAACAUGACGGUAAAACUCCUGGAGAAAGCAAAAAAGGUUGUAGCCUGUGAGUUGGACACAAGACUGGUCGCUGAACUUCAAAAGAGAGUACAGUGCACACCAAUGCAGACAAAGCUGCAGAUCAUGAUUGGAGAUGUCCUGAAGACAGAACUGCCCUUUUUUGACGUCUGCGUUGCUAACUUGCCUUACCAGAUUUCAUCACCAUUUGUGUUCAAGUUACUGCUUCAUCGGCCUUUCUUUAGGUGUGCAGUCCUGAUGUUCCAGAGGGAGUUUGCCAUGCGGCUGGUGGCCAAGCCCGGUGAUAAAUUGUACUGCAGGCUUUCCAUAAACACACAGCUGCUCUCACGAGUAGAUCAUCUCAUGAAGGUGGGAAAAAAUAACUUCCGCCCACCUCCUAAAGUAGAAUCCAGUGUUGUUAGGAUAGAGCCGAAGAAUCCUCCACCUCCAAUUAAUUUCCAGGAAUGGGAUGGUUUGGUUAGAAUCGCAUUUGUGAGGAAGAACAAGACACUCAGUGCAUCCUUCAAGUCCACAGCAGUUGAACAGCUUCUGGAGAAAAAUUACAGAAUCCACUGUUCUGUGCACAACAUUGACAUCCCACAGGACUUCAAUAUCGCCGCCAAAAUUGACAGUGUUCUCCGAGAGGCAGGAUUCAGUGAGAAGCGGCCUCGUUCAAUGGAUAUAGAUGAUUUUAUGGUACUUCUCCAUGCCUUCAACUCUGCUGGGAUUCAUUUCUCCUAACCCUGGUGGAGCAAGCCCUGGAUUGUAUCUAAAGACCCAUCAGCGAGGAGAAUAACACUGAAGAACCCUGUGCUGACAAUGAGAACUGUCAAGAGCCAAUAGUUGUGUAUCAUCUGAGAGACCAUCUUCAGCUUCUGAACUGGCGCCGCUGUGCAAAAUGAACACUGAAAUCAAAACCUGCACAGAUUUCCACAGUUCUGCAAAUGUCCCAAAAUAAGUAACUGAGGAAGAGCAAUAAUUAUAUUUUAAUGUGUGAUAUAUUAUGUAUAUCCUGCUUGACCCUUCAUAUUUCUUUUGUAAAUAUCUUGACUUUGAAAAAGUAAAGAAAUCAAAAACA
Messenger RNA from Clupea harengus (Atlantic herring), 1361 nucleotides. RefSeq names its product DIM1 dimethyladenosine transferase 1-like (S. cerevisiae) (gene dimt1l). Gene Ontology annotation, molecular function: rRNA (adenine-N6,N6-)-dimethyltransferase activity. Gene Ontology annotation, biological process: rRNA methylation. Gene Ontology annotation, cellular component: nucleolus. The record is from RefSeq and is a predicted model, not a curated record. Lineage: Eukaryota; Metazoa; Chordata; Actinopteri; Clupeiformes; Clupeidae.